AUGAUCGAGGGAUCAACUUUAAAAAGGACGAUCAGCGUGUCUCUGUCUCUCCACAGAGCGACUGCAGAGGUCUCCAGUGGUCCGCACCAUCGCACAGGCCAGGACUCUGUAUUUAAGCGCCUGGAGAAGGACCUCUCCACUUUUGUCCAGGAGGAGCUGAAGAAGUUCCAAAGGCUUCUGAGCACAGAUUACCCAGAAUGCUUAGAGCCUGUGGAGGAUGAGGAGCAGAGGAGCAGCAGUGAGGCGCUCCUGAAGAUCACACUGAACUUCCUGAGGAGGAUGGACCAGAAGGAGCUGGCUGAGCGUCUGUGGAGCAAGGAGGCUCUCCUGAGGCUGCUGCCAGUGGUCAAGGCCUCCACCAAAGCUCUACUGAGCUGCUGUGAGCUGUCAGACAGAAGCUGUGGAGCUCUGGCCUCAGUCCUCAGCUCCCAGUCCUCUAGUCUGAGAGUCCUGGACCUGAGUCACAACGACUUGAAGGACUCAGGGCUGAAGCUGUUGUCUGAUGGACUGAAGAGUCCUCACUGUAAACUGGAGACGCUCAGACUGAGCUGCUGUGAGCUGUCAGACAGAAGCUGUGGAGCUCUGGCCUCAGUCCUCAGCUCCCAGUCCUCUAGUCUGAGAGUCCUGGACCUGAGUCUCAACGACUUGAAGGACUCAGGGCUGAAGCUGUUGUCUGAUGGACUGAAGAGUCCUCACUGUAAACUGGAGACGCUCAGUCUGUCAGGUUGUUUGGUGUCAGAGGAAGGCUGUGCUUCUCUGGCCUCAGCUCUGAGGUCCAACCCCUCCCAUCUGAGAGAACUGGACCUGAGCUACAACCAUCCAGGAGACACAGGAGUAAAGCUGCUGUCUGCCCUGCUGGAGGACCCCCACUGCACCCUGCACACUCUCAGAUCGGCCUCCAGAGGGAGCAGCCUCCAGAGGGAGCAGCCUCUAGAGGGAGCAGCCUCUAGAGGGAGCAGCUUCCAGAGGGAGCAGCCUCCAGAGAGAGCAGCCUCUAGAGGGAGCAGCCUCCAGAGGGAGCAGCCUCUAGAGAGAGCAGCCUCUAGAGGGAGCAGCCUCCAGAGGGAGCAGCCUCUAGAGGGAGCAGCCUCCAGAGGGAGCAGCCUCUAG
Messenger RNA from Knipowitschia caucasica, 1110 nucleotides. The record is from the annotation of a GenBank genome assembly. NCBI's taxonomy places the organism in Eukaryota, Metazoa, Chordata, Actinopteri, Gobiiformes, Gobiidae.